AAAAACCGACAAGAGGAAAGGAAAACCAACAUAAAAAGAUGAAAGCAGCUUUGCUAAAUUCUCUGAAUGCAGCAAAGACAGCAACAACAAAUACAGUAAAAAGCCCAAAAGUUGAACACCCAAACAAUCUGUAAACUAAGGGAAAUCAGCCAGCCUAGGCGCAUUCCCAACCUCAAUUUACAAUUCUCAAUCAAAAACGCCAAGAGAAUUUUUAAGGCGAGCCAUUGACAGCAGCUGGUUGCAUUUGACAUGAAGGCCAACACAUGGCCAGGAGCGUCGAUCAAAGUCUUCUAAUUGAACUAGAGGAAGUGUCAACCUUGACCGCCGCAGCGACAGCCGUAGCCAAAUCAUCCAGCAUGGAUAACAAUACAGUCUAUUCGUACGAUAUAUCCAUAACGGACGUGCUCUAUCAAUGGAGCGCAGCGGCCAGCGGUGCACGUGCCAUUGCCCAGUCGGCAGCAUCUGGCCCAUUGCCCACAGCAUCCGUUGCCGCCGUGGCAGAACGUUUGCCAGAGCUUGUCGGCUCAAUGCUGGAGACACGCGCCUCCCAGGCCAGCCUCAAUGAAUCACAAUUUCUGCUGGUGGACUAUGCGAACAGUAUGAACGACAGCCUCGACUAUGCCUCCUAUCAGCAACAGCUGGGCAGCAGCGAGUGUCGUCAAAUGGACGGCAAUAUGAGCUAUUGGAAUCUCACCUGCGAUUCACCAUUGGACUACGCACUGCCGCUUUACGGCUACUGCAUGCCCUUCCUGCUCUUCAUGACCAUAAUAUCCAAUUCGCUGAUUGUGCUUGUGCUCAGCAAGAAAAGUAUGGCAACGCCCACCAACUUUGUGCUAAUGGGCAUGGCCAUAUGCGAUCUGCUGACGGUUGUAUUCCCCGCGCCCGGCCUCUGGUAUAUGUAUACAUUUGGUAAUCAUUAUAAGCCCAUGCAUCCGGUCUCCAUGUGUCUGGCCUACAGCAUUUUCAAUGAGAUUAUGCCUGCUAUGUGCCACACCAUCUCUGUGUGGCUGACUCUGGCGCUAGCCGUGCAAAGGUACAUUUACGUCUGUCAUGCUCCGAUGGCACGCACCUGGUGCACCAUGCCGCGAGUAAGGCGUUGCACCUUCUACAUAGCCCUGCUGGCGUUUUUGCACCAGCUGCCGCGCUUUUUCGAUCGCACCUAUAUGCCCAUGGAGAUCGAGUGGAACGGCAACGAGACGGAGGUUUGCCAUCUGGAGACAUCGCUGUGGGUGCAUGAGUACGUUGGCGUGGAUCUCUAUUACACCAGCUACUAUCUAUUCCGAGUACUAUUUGUCAAUCUGUUGCCGUGCAUUAUUCUGGUGACGCUCAACAUUCUGCUGUUCGCUGCCUUGAGGCAGGCGCAGGAGCGGCGCAAGCUGCUGUUCCGCGAGAACCGUAAGAAGGAGUGCAAGAGGCUGAGGGAUUCCAAUUGCACCACUUUGAUGCUGAUUGUUGUCGUCUCGGUCUUUUUGAUUGCUGAAAUACCGAUUGCCGUCGUUACCGCUAUGCACAUUGUUAGCUCGCUGAUCAUUGAAUUCCUGGACUAUGGUAUUGCCAACAUAUUUAUAAUGCUGACCAAUUUCUUUUUGGUGCUUAGCUAUCCAAUUAACUUUGGCAUAUAUUGCGGCAUGUCGCGACAGUUUCGCGAGACAUUCAGGGAGAUAUUUAUGGGGCGCGUCGCUGGUAAAAAGGAGAGCUCGUCCAAGUACUCUAUUGUGAAUGGCCCCCGCACCUGCACCAACACCAACGAGACUAUCCUCUAGUAAUUGGUGAUGUUGGUGCCGCGGCGCGGCAGCAGCGACCAGCGUCGUGGCACCGCCGUAUGCACCGCCGUUGCCGAGGGCUCCGCCGUGACCACGUCGGAGGCACAGGGCAAAGCGCCGCAGCAUCAGCAUCUGCAGUUGCAUCAUUACCAUCAUCAUCAUCAUCAUCGUCGGACAAGCAACAUGGACAUCAUAACCGAGGAGCGCAAUGUCUAAGGUUUACCCACA
Molecule: messenger RNA, 1991 nt
Organism: Drosophila virilis
Lineage: Eukaryota; Metazoa; Arthropoda; Insecta; Diptera; Drosophilidae
Gene: SPR
Product: Sex peptide receptor
Biological process (GO): G protein-coupled receptor signaling pathway
Cellular component (GO): membrane
Molecular function (GO): G protein-coupled peptide receptor activity
Source: RefSeq, a predicted model, not a curated record